UUGCGUAACAAAAAUUUAAAUUUCUUCUUGAAUUUUCAACAAAAAUUUCAGAACGUCCUCCUUCCUCAUCAUCUCAUCUUUUCAACAAAGAAAAUUUUGAUCGCCAUGACUACUGGAACCAUUUCAGCUCAACAUUCCGAAGACAUUGCUUUUGCUCGUGCACUUCACGGUGAAAAGAUUAAGACUGGUCUUUUGGCCAAUCUAAAGUCAAAAAACGCGGACGUGCACAACGUUGCUACAGACACAUAUCUCAAGAUGUGGAAAAACCCCGAGGUUGAAACCAAAGAAGACGAGGAUAAGAGAUUGAACAGUUAUACAUCACUUGUAAACUCAUAUUACAAUUUGGCAACCGACUUUUAUGAAUAUGGUUGGGGCUCCAGCUUCCAUUUCUGCCGUUUCCAUAUUGGUGAAGAGUUUUUCCGUGCUAUUGCUCGUCAUGAACACUAUUUAGCUGCUAAUACUGAAAUUAAAAGCAAUAUGCGUGUUCUUGAUGUUGGUUGUGGUGUUGGUGGACCUGCCCGUGAGAUUGCUCAUUUCACAGGCGCACAUGUCACUGGUUUGAAUAAUAACGCUUAUCAAGUGCAAAGAGCUACUCAUUACGCUGCUAAGGAGUUGUUACAAGAUCAAACUGAAUUCGUCAAGGGUAACUUUAUGGAGAUGCCUUUUGAAGAUAACACUUUUGAUGCAGUAUAUGCUAUUGAAGCUACUUGCCACGCACCUGUUUUCGAAGGCGUCUAUGGUGAAAUUUUCCGUGUUUUGAAACCAGGAGGAAGCUUUGGUUGUUACGAAUGGUGUAUGACCGAACAUUUUGAUGAAAACAAUCCUCAACAUAGAGAAAUUGCUCACAAUAUUGAAAUCGGUAACGGUAUUCCCAAAAUGCGCAAAACAUCUGAGUGUCUUCAAGCUUUAAAGAACGUUGGUUUUGAUGUUGUUAUGGAACAGGAUCUUGCUAAUAUGGGUGAUAGCGUGAAAUGGUACUAUCCUUUAGAAGGUGAUCUCCGUAAAUGUCAAACCAUGAGAGACGUUUUGACAACGCUUGCUAUGACGAAGGUUGGUCGUUUUACCACCACGAACUUUGUUCGCGUUUUAGAAAAGAUUGGGUUGGCACCAAAGGGUACUGUGGAAACUCAGAAGUUUUUGGAAACUGCUGCAGAUGCAUUGGUGGCUGGUGCGCAACAGAACUUGUUUACGCCUAUGUUCUUCUUCGUUGCUAAGAAGCCUGAGUAAUCAAAGAACACCUAAAGCUAACUAAAACUACUUUUUACUUCUUUAAUUUCCUUCUUCAUUAUUCAUAUUCAUCCCUUCAUGAAAAGAGCGCUUGAUAUAAUGUUCAGACAAUCCUACAUACUUAUAUUUAUUUGUCGCAGUAACGAGAGAAAAGCUAUAUCCUUUUUUUUUAAUAGAAUGAUAGUUUUGUUUCAUAUUGGGU
Molecule: messenger RNA, 1429 nt
Organism: Mycotypha africana
Lineage: Eukaryota; Fungi; Mucoromycota; Mucoromycetes; Mucorales; Mycotyphaceae
Product: sterol 24-C-methyltransferase
Exons: 3
Coding region: 106-1227 (373 amino acids)
Biological process (GO): ergosterol biosynthetic process
Cellular component (GO): endoplasmic reticulum
Molecular function (GO): sterol 24-C-methyltransferase activity
Source: RefSeq, a predicted model, not a curated record